Molecule: messenger RNA, 1038 nt
Organism: Paracoccidioides lutzii Pb01
Exons: 5
Coding region: 1-1038 (345 amino acids)
Molecular function (GO): nucleic acid binding; zinc ion binding
Source: RefSeq, a predicted model, not a curated record
AUGUGGGUGGUUAUAACCCAGGCAGGCCUCAGCACCUCUUUCAUCCCAUCAAGCUUAGUCUCACUUGAAGAAUUUAGACAGAUGAUUCACUCAGACAAGGAUCAUGUCUACAAAGAGUUAGCAGUAAUCUUUGACAGCAUCUUUAAUGAUGAAAAAAUGUUGAGAGAUACAAUCACACAUCUGAAGAUGGAAUGGAACAAUGUCACUGACCAGAUCACUGUCAAGCAAAGUCAGAUUGAUGAGCUAAUUGCUGAAUGUGAUGAACUUAAUCACAUUCUGAUCUGCAUGACAACUGAUGAGGACACAGCACAUCACAUUGUGUCCUGUAUGGAAGAGAACCAUCUCAAGCAAUAUCAGACUGCAGAAGAGAUAUUUGAGCAUCUCAAGUCAAUAUAUGAGGAUGCUAACAAGCUGCAAAAUGUCAAGAGUGAUUAUCACAAGCUGAUUAUGUGCAAUGAGAACAAUUAUCAUGAAUUUGUCACAAAAUUCUUACAUCUGGCAGAUGAGGUCAAGAUUGUCAAAGAGAACUAUAAGACAGACUUCAAUGACAAGCUGUUCUUUGACCUUCAGAGGAUGAUGACAGUCUCUGACAGUCAAACUUCCCACAGCACCUCAGCCACAAAAUUCUCUAUCAUAAAGAAAGCCUUGAGUGCUCAUUCAGAUAUUCAGUGCUACUACUGCAAGGAGAAAGAUCACAUUGUCAGAAACUGCCCUGUGAAGCAGAAGUCUCAACAGGUGAUCACUGAGCUUACAGAGAAUGACACUUCUGAGCCUUCAGCAGAUUUGAGAAAAGAAGAGAUCAAACUGGACAAGAAGAUCAGACAGGAGCAUCAGACUCAGCUUUGCAGAUUGAAAGAGACCAGCUCAGUCAUGACAUCUAAGACAAGGCAGGGACUGACCUGGGAGGAGACAGCAUCACAGAUGAUGGAUAUGAACUUCAUUGAGACUGCUUCUUUCCACAGUUAUAUGAAGAACAAGAACUUGACAGUCUUCAUAACCAGUCUGUAUGAAAUUGAUAAACAGCUUGAGAAGAAGUGA